Passer montanus (Eurasian tree sparrow) is the source of this 619-nucleotide messenger RNA. RefSeq names its product chymotrypsin-C-like. The transcript has 6 exons. The coding region runs from base 1 to 564 and encodes 187 amino acids. The record is from RefSeq and is a predicted model, not a curated record. Lineage: Eukaryota; Metazoa; Chordata; Aves; Passeriformes; Passeridae. Gene Ontology annotation, molecular function: serine-type endopeptidase activity. Gene Ontology annotation, biological process: proteolysis.
AUGGUGGCCGAGGCAAGGCAGGACGUGUCAAAGGCUGAUGAGCCCGGUUCUCUAGCUGUGGCUGUGGAGAAGAUUAUCGUCCAUGAGAAGUGGAACUCCUACUACGUCAUCAACGACAUUGCCCUGGUCAAGCUGGCAGAGGAGGUGCAGGAGACUGACACCAUCCGUGCUGCCUGCCUGCCAGCUGCUGGCAAGGUCCUGCCCAACGACUACCCCUGCUAUGUCACCGGCUGGGGAAGCAUGAGGACCAACGGGCCCCUGGCUGACAUUCUGCAGCAGGCUCUGCUGCCCGUGGUGGAUUAUGAGACCUGCUCCAGUUGGGACUGGUGGGGCAGCAACGUGCGCAGCACCAUGGUGUGUGCCGGCGGCGAUGGCGUCGUCGCUGGAUGUGGCGGCGAUUCUGGAGGCCCCCUGAACUGCCAGCGCGACGAUGGGAUCUGGGAGGUCGAGGGAAUCGCCAGCUUCGUCUCCAGCCGGGGCUGCAACAUGAAAAGGAAGCCAACAGUCUUCACCCGGGUGUCUGCCUACAUUGACUGGAUCAACGAGAAAAUGAGCACAAACUGAGGACGCGGCAUUGUGGAGAUACCACUGUUGACCAAGAUAAAAGCAAAAAUGCUGA